UGAGGGCCGGGCCCGCUCGGUUGUCACAGCGACGGCGGCGCCGCGGCCAUGUCGGAUCUGGGCUCCGAGGACGCCGACGAGGCCGUGGAAGGCAUCGGGGAGUACGAAGGCGAUCGCGAUGACGAAGGGCAGCGGCACGGCUUUGGCAAGGCGCGGCUGCCCAAUGGUGACACCUACGAAGGGGAAUACGAGCAUGGUUUGAGGAGUGGACAGGGGACCUACAGGUUUAAAAACGGUGCUUUCUAUACCGGGAACUACCUUCAAAACAAAAAGCAUGGCAAAGGUGUCUUUUUUUAUCCAGAUGGAUCAAAAUAUGAAGGAGACUGGGUGGAUGACCAGAGACAGGGCUAUGGAGAAUAUCUGUAUGCAAAUGGAGACACCUAUACUGGAGAAUGGGCUAACAACAAGAGGCAUGGGCAAGGCACAUAUGUCUAUAAAGACACAGGAUCUAAGUAUGUUGGUUGUUGGGUAAAUGGAAUCCAGGAUGGACCAGCUGAACUUGUCCACCUAAACCACAGAUUUAAGGGCAGGUUUCUCAAUGGAAAGCCUUUAGGUCGUGGCAAAUUCAUCUUUGAUAUUGGAUGUGAGCAGCAUGGUGAAUACAUACAACCAGUGGAGGAAAAAGAUGAGGAUGAAGAAGAUGAACCCCCAUUACCUCUUGAACCAAUAUGGAAAGCAUCUGAAAUUACCAAAUUGACACCCUGGUCUCCCCAUGAUGAGGAAUUACUAAUCCCCAGAGAAGCAGCAGGUACAGUAGCUGAAGAGGAGAAAAUUCCAUCAGUUAUAGUCACUGAGGAGGGUGAAGAUCACCCAGCAAGCGAUGCAGGAGAGGAAGGUGAGGAAAGGAGAGAGGAAGGUGAGGGAAGGGGAGAGGAAGAAAUAAAUCAAGAUCAGGAGGAUCAAGAAAUUAUUGAUUUCGGAGGAUGAACCAGAGGAAACAGAGGAGUUUGGUAUAACUAAAGGAAAAGACCCAAAAAAUGCAAUUUCAAAGUAGAUGAUUUAGUGUGAUAAGCCUGCAAUAUUUUUAUUUGUAAAAGGGUGUGUUAAGGUGCUUUGAAUAAACAUUUCUGUCAGUGUUCUGUU
Molecule: messenger RNA, 1083 nt
Organism: Taeniopygia guttata (zebra finch)
Lineage: Eukaryota; Metazoa; Chordata; Aves; Passeriformes; Estrildidae
Source: RefSeq, a predicted model, not a curated record